This is a messenger RNA of Juglans microcarpa x Juglans regia, 1332 nucleotides long. RefSeq lists its product as uncharacterized. The coding region runs from base 1 to 1332 and encodes 443 amino acids. The record is from RefSeq and is a predicted model, not a curated record. The transcript is spliced from 5 exons. NCBI's taxonomy places the organism in Eukaryota, Viridiplantae, Streptophyta, Magnoliopsida, Fagales, Juglandaceae.
AUGAGUGGAAGCUACUCAAUGAACGAUGUAAAGGGUGCACUGAAGAGGUGCAAGGAUCAGUUGAGCGUGUGGGCUAAGGCAAAUGGUCCAUAUGGUUUCUUAGCUGGCUUUUACCAAGAUAAUUGGGAUGUGAUAGGUACUGAGGUGGUUUCUGCUGUUAAGGAAGUUCUAUCUUCAAGAAGAGGUGUUGCAGGCAUCAAUGAGACUUUGAUAGCUUUAAUUCCCAAGAAGAAACAUCCUGUUUUGGAUGAGAGGGAAAAUGGAACCUAUAUGGCACUAAAACUGGAUAUGAGCAAGGCCUACAAUAGGAUUGAGUGGGAAUUCUUAGCUGCUUUCAUGAAGAAAAUGGGGUUUGAGGAGGAGUGGUCUGAUAUGAUUAUUCAAUGUGUUGGUUCAGUGAGCUAUUCCUUAUUGAUUAAUGGCUCACCUCAGAAGGUGUUCCACCCAUCAAGAGGCUUAAGACAAGGGGAUCCCCUAUCCCCUUAUCUGUUCAUACUUUGCUCAGAAGUUUUAGGCACAAUGUUGGAUAAGCCUGAGGAGAGAGGCUUAUAUCUGGCUUCCUUUUUGCUAGAGGAUCUUUAUUGGUUGGUCAGGUUGCUGAAUUCUUUUGAAGUAGUUUCGGGACCAAGGUUCAAUAUGGAGAAGACAACUAUUUACUUCAGCAAAAACACUAGAUCAGAUGUAAACGAGGCAAUAUUGUCAGCUGCUAAAUUGAGGGAAACUAGAUCCUAUGAGAAGUACCUGGCAAUUCCAACCUAUUGUAUGAGCAUUUUUAAGCAGCCAAGAGCUAUUUUGAGUGCCAUUAACAAGCUAAUUCAGAAGUUCUGGUGGGGUAGUAGUAGUGAUAGAUCCAAGACACAAUGGUUGCCUUGGAAACAGCUUGGCAAGGCUAAAACUGAAGGGGGACUAGGUUAUCGUGAUUUUGAAGAUUUUAAUGUUGCCUUACUAGCAAAGCAAGAUUGGAGAAUUAUUCAACAGCCUCAUUCUUUAGCUGCAAGAGUUUUAAAAGCUAAGUAUUUCUAUAGAUCUGACUUUCUAAGGGGAAAAGUGGGUAGCAAUGCAUCCUAUUUAUGGAGAAGUUUUAUGGCAGCCAAGCAAGUACUGCAGGAAGGACUAGUGUGGAGAAUAGGUAAUGGAGAAGCUGUGAACAUUUGGCACGACAGAUGGAUUCCUUGUCCAUCCACUUUUAAGGUGCAGUCUCCUUUGAAGGAAGGGUAUGAAGGGCGGCUGGUUAGCACUUUGAUUGAUAAGUCAAGUGGAGGUUGGAAUAUUCCACUGCUGAGAGAACUUUUUGUAGUUGAAGAAGUGGCAAUUAUUAGCCUCUUAGCAUAA